AUGUCGAUUUUGGAUUCUGGAGGCGUCACUACGACGACGGAGAACGGUGGCGGAGAGUUUUUGGAUCUCGAUGAUAGGCUUCGUCGACGGAAAUCGAGAUCGGAUUCCAAUGGACUUCUUUCUGAUUCCGUAUCCGGUGCUGAUACUUCUCCGUCAGAUGAUGUUGGAGCUCCGGCUGACCUGAGGGAUCGGAUUGAUUCCGUUGUUGAGGACGCUCAAGGAACAGCGAAUUUAGCUGGAGGUAGCGGCGGAGAUACCGAAAUUAAGGAAACCGGUGGAGGAAGAGGCGGUGGUCAAGGAGGAGGAACCACCGAUGCAACGUACACGUAUCGGCCGUCGGUUCCAGCUCAUCGGAGAGUCAGGGAGAGUCCACUCAGCUCUGAUGCAAUCUUCAAACAGAGCCAUGCCGGAUUGUUCAACCUGUGUGUAGUAGUUCUUGUUGCUGUAAACAGUAGACUCAUCAUCGAAAAUCUGAUGAAAUACGGUUGGUUGAUUAGGACUGAUUUCUGGUUUAGCUCAACUUCGCUGCGAGAUUGGCCACUGUUCAUGUGUUGUAUCUCUCUUUCGAUCUUCCCUUUGGCUGCCUUUACCGUCGAGAAAUUGGUACUUCAGAAAUGCAUAUCUGAACCUGUUGCCAUUAUUCUUCAUAUUGUUAUCACCAUGACAGAGGUUUUGUAUCCAGUUUACGUUACACUAAGGUGUGAUUCCGCCUUCUUAUCAGGUGUCACACUGAUGCUCCUCACUUGCAUUGUGUGGCUAAAGUUGGUUUCUUACGCUCAUACUAGCUACGACAUAAGAACGCUAGCUAAUUCAGCUGAUAAGGCGGAUCCUGAAGUCUCCUACUACGUUAGCUUGAAGAGCUUGGCAUAUUUCAUGGUUGCUCCCACAUUGUGUUAUCAGCCAAGCUAUCCACGCUCUCCAUGUAUCAGAAAGGGUUGGGUGGCUCGUCAAUUUGCAAAACUGAUCAUAUUCACUGGAUUCAUGGGAUUUAUAAUUGAACAAUAUAUAAAUCCUAUUGUUAGGAACUCAAAGCAUCCUUUGAAAGGAGAUCUUCUAUACGCUAUUGAAAGAGUGUUGAAGCUUUCAGUUCCAAACUUAUACGUGUGGCUCUGCAUGUUCUACUGCUUCUUCCACCUUUGGUUAAACAUAUUGGCAGAGCUCCUCUGUUUCGGGGAUCGUGAAUUCUACAAAGAUUGGUGGAAUGCAAAAAGUGUGGGAGAUUACUGGAGAAUGUGGAAUAUGCCUGUUCAUAAAUGGAUGGUUCGACAUAUAUACUUCCCGUCCCUGCGCAGAAAGAUACCGAAAGUACCUGCCAUUAUCAUUGCUUUCUUAGUCUCUGCAGUCUUUCAUGAGUUAUGCAUCGCAGUUCCUUGCCGUCUCUUCAAGCUAUGGGCUUUCAUGGGGAUUAUGUUUCAGGUGCCUUUGGUAUUUAUCACAAACUAUCUACAAGAAAGGUUUGGUUCCAUGGUGGGCAAUAUGAUCUUCUGGUUCGUCUUCUGCAUUUUCGGGCAACCGAUGUGUGUUCUUCUGUAUUAUCACGACCUGAUGAACCGCAAAGGAACCAUGUCCUAA
Molecule: messenger RNA, 1572 nt
Organism: Microthlaspi erraticum
Lineage: Eukaryota; Viridiplantae; Streptophyta; Magnoliopsida; Brassicales; Brassicaceae
Source: the annotation of a GenBank genome assembly